GCCCAGCGCUGAUCAGUUUCCUCUUUUUUUUCGGUAGCGUAUUGAUUUGUCUGAUUGUAGUUUUCUUCUUGCGUUUGCAGCAAGAGAAGCGUCGUAUUGGCGGUAUUGGUUUUGGAGGAGGAGAUGUGAACCAGAACAGCCGUUUCCAUGGUCGCGUCCGUUGUUGGUUCGGCACUUGGAUGUUAGCACUGAUCUACUGUUUUUUCGGGUAUAACCAAAUCUUGAUGGUUUUACUCUGCUACACCAUUAUGAACGCGCGUGAGCUGCACACCUUCUUGGACUUCUUAGCGCAAUUACCGUUCGGGAACCCGAAAUUGCUACCAAUUACGAACGGCUUUUUCGGCUUGAACCUAUGUGCCAGUCACGCAGAUUUUGAGCAUCCCAAGGACGUUUCGCCGGACAAUGGAGAAACCUUCACGAAAAUCCACUUUUGGCCUGACGAGCCUGCGUCCUGCGGUUCGAGUGGAGAAAUCUCCAGCGAUACGCACGCUUACUUUCGUCACCUCCAAGUGAUGAACAUCUAUUGGGGAGUGGCCUUAUUCACCUUGAUGUUGUGGCUACGAUACGGAAAAGUGCUGAAGAAUAUGCUGUGCUACAAACCAGGAAGUUUGAAGGAAUGCACGAAUGUUCUCAUUGGUAGUGGAGGUAUUGAACCUGGUGGAAGUGGCGAAUCUUCUUCCGUUCUUGAUACGACCACAACUGUGGACAAAAAGAUGACGCUCUCGCAACUGUGGAAGUUUUACCUCGAGGCUGAAUGUGUCGAAGUACAUCUUGUCCUCCACGAUCAAAGUGACGACCAAAGUGCUCACAAGGCUAAGGUCCGCUACUUGGUUCACGACAGCACCAGGUUCGUGUACAGUACUGAAACUGAAACGUUCGUUGAUCCGCAGAGCUAUCCUAAAGGCGGC
Molecule: messenger RNA, 908 nt
Organism: Amoebophrya sp. A25
Lineage: Eukaryota; Dinophyceae; Syndiniales; Amoebophryaceae
Source: the annotation of a GenBank genome assembly